Rhipicephalus sanguineus (brown dog tick) is the source of this 582-nucleotide messenger RNA. Its product is annotated as protein GVQW3-like. The record is from RefSeq and is a predicted model, not a curated record. Bases 1 to 582 code for a protein of 193 amino acids. Lineage: Eukaryota; Metazoa; Arthropoda; Arachnida; Ixodida; Ixodidae. The transcript has a single exon. Gene Ontology annotation, molecular function: nucleic acid binding.
AUGACGGAGCGACUGGAGCAGCGAUACUGCAUAAAAUUUUGUCAGAAACUGGGCGACAGCCAAGUGGAAACCAUUGGGAAGAUCAAGACGGCUUUCGGUGACGACGCUAUGAGCCGCACACAGAUUAAGGAGUGGUACAACCGGUUUAAAGACGGCCGCACAUCGGUGGAGAGCGAGCCACGCUCCGGUCGGCCAUCAACAUGCCGAAAUGACCAGGUAAUUGCCGAAGUGAACGCUGUGGUGAUGCGGGGCCGUCGUGUGACUAUCCGGGAAAUUGCGGAAGAGGUGGGCAUCAGCACUUUCUCUGCACAUUCCACUAUGACCGAAGAUUUGGCCAUGAAGAGAGUUGCGGCGAAAUUCGUGCCGAAACUGCUCACGGUGGUGCAAAAGCAACUUCGUGUUGAAGUCUCACAGGACAUGCUGGAUUUAACAAGCAGUGACCCUAACUUCAUGAAUAUCGUUAUCACUGGUGACGAGUCUUGGGUGUACGGGUACGACCCGGAAACCAAAUCCCACAGUGGAAGCAUUCCACGUCACCAACACCAAAGAAAGCCCGCCAAGUGCGCAGCAACGUCAAAGUGA